Molecule: messenger RNA, 9152 nt
Organism: Tympanuchus pallidicinctus (lesser prairie-chicken)
Lineage: Eukaryota; Metazoa; Chordata; Aves; Galliformes; Phasianidae
Gene: ATMIN
Product: ATM interactor
Exons: 4
Coding region: 17-2377 (786 amino acids)
Biological process (GO): regulation of transcription by RNA polymerase II
Cellular component (GO): nucleus
Molecular function (GO): DNA-binding transcription factor activity, RNA polymerase II-specific; transcription cis-regulatory region binding
Source: RefSeq, a predicted model, not a curated record
AGCACCUGACAGCAACAUGGCGGCGGCGGGGCGGCGCGGCGGGGCCGUGGGGCAGCCAACCGCGGGGGACCCGCCGCCCGCCCGCGAGCUGGUGCGGCCCUCGGUGACGGAGCUGUCCCAAGUGAGGACCAACAUCCUGUGCACCGUGCCCGGCUGCGGCAAGGUGCUGCCCAACAGCCCGGCUCUCAACAUGCACCUCAGCAAGGCCCACCGGCUCCAGGAUGGAAAGUUUAAUGCACCGAUAAGGAAGGGUUUGAAAACUCCACAGAAAUUCUACUGCUGUCCUAUUGAAGGCUGCCCCAGAGGACCAAACAGACCAUUUUCCCAAUUUUCUCUUGUAAAACAGCACUUUAUGAAGAUGCACGCUGAAAAGAAGCACAAAUGUGACAAAUGUAGUAACUCCUAUGGUACGGAAUGGUAUUUGAAGCGGCAUAUAGAGGACUGUGGCAAGACUUUCCGGUGUACUUGUGGGUGUCCCUAUGCCAGCAGACCGGCUUUACUGUCUCAUAUUUACAGAACUGGACAUGAAAUUCCUGCAGAACACAGGGAUCCUCCUAGUAAGAAAAGGAAAAUGGAAACCUCUGUACAUAAUCAGCAGUUGUCAGAGAAAGCAAAUAAAGCAUUCAUGGAUACACACAGUAAUAACCCUGGGACUCAGGAGCUGGAAUCAUCUGAAGUGAAACUAGUGGCAUCUUUUGAAGGUUCCUGCAAUUCUAACUUCACAAAGCAAGUGCACCCAAAAUGUACACCGAAGAUGCUUUUGCCAAAGCCCAAGGUGGCCUUGGUUAAACUUCCAGUGAUGCAGCUUGCUCACUUGCCUGUGUAUGUAUCUGCAGCAGAUUCUUCUGUCAAGCCUGUUGUAGUGGCUGUUGAUAAUCAAGGUUCAGUUGUAAGUACUGUUCAUUUAUUGCCUCAAUCUGUGGGAAUUCUGAUUCCAGCACUGGAGGCGGAAACACUUGUAUUUAAAGAUACUAUGCCAGUUUCAAAAGUGACAAACUCUGGUGAUAACGAAGCAGUAAGUACUGGUGUACAAGUUGACUUGGAUAAGGUUGCAUCAAAUAGCCCAGGACAAGAGCUGGGGAAUGUUUGUCACAAGAAUAAAAUUUCUUCAAUAAAUGUACAGACUGACUUAUCUUAUAUUUCUCCAAAUUUUGUACCAGCUGCAGCCUGGACUCCCGAUUCUUCUGUAUCUUCUUGUUCUCAGACAGAUCUGUCGUUUAGUUCACAGGUUUCAUUACCCAUCAGCGUACAGACACAGACAUUACUGCCUGCUUCCAAACUGACUUCGUCCAUAGCUGCUCAGACUGAUGAUUUUAGUCAGGCUUGUUUUCCAACGUGUGGCAUUUCUAGAGAGACUCAAACCAGUAGGACGCAGGAUUCUAUCGAUGGACGAGUGCAAAUGGACCAGGCUGUAAUGUGCAGUGACAUCUUUGAAAAUGUUCAUUCAUCAUAUAAUGGUUCUACUCAAAUUGAACUUCCAGAAAAUAACUUAAUGGCUACAAAUAUAGAUCAAACCUUGCUGCAGAGGAGUAAUUGCAAGAGCCUCAAUCAAGACACAGUGAAGUCUGAAUCUCUUAUUGGCUUCAGUAGCCAGGCUAAUAUUCUUCCACCUCAAAAUACGAUGGAUAAUCAAACUCAGACAAUGGACUUGCUAAGUGAUCUGGAAAAUAUCUUUUCAGGAAACAUGUCUGGCCAGACACUGGAUAAUCGUGGCCUUUUGUCUGAGACUAGCUCUAAUGCUGACACACAUCUGCCAUCUGGUUCAUCGCAGAGCACUGGAAUAGACUUUGACAUUGAAGAGUUCUUUUCAGCGUCCAAUAUCCAAACUCAGACUGAAGAGAGUGAGCUUGGUACCCUACCCUCCGAGCCAGUUUUGGAGUCACUAGAUAUUGAAACUCAAACUGAUUUCUUAUUCUCAGAUAGUGCCACUCAAUCAUACAGCUGCAGAGGAAAUUCUAACUUCUUAGGUUUGGAGAUGUUUGAUACACAGACGCAAACAGACCUGAAUUUCUUUUUGGACAGCAAUACCCAUCUGCCUUUAGGAAGUAUUCUGAAGCAGUCUAGUUUCUCCAUGAGCACUGACUCCUCAGAUACAGAAACCCAGACAGAAGUAUAUCCUGCCACUAAAAACGUACCCAACCAGAGCAUAGAAAGCAAAGUCCAGCUCAGUAGUGCUGAAACACAGACUAUGGAUAGCUGCUUUGAGAAUCUGGGGAAUUUAUUCCUUACCAGCAACGAGACACAGACAGCAAUGGAUGACUUUCUUCUGGCUGACUUAGCCUGGAAUACAAUGGAGUCCCAGUUCAGUUCAGUAGAGACACAGACCUGUGAAGAGCUGUGCUCCUUGUUUCAGAGCUCUGACAAGCCCAGUCAUUGAGUACUGUGUGACAGAACUGUUUCCUGUGGUUUGAAAUUAAGUUAUUGGGGUGGGAGAGAUGCAUCGACCAAGUAACCCAUUUCGCAUUGUUGAAUGUAGUUACUGUGUGCGGUUGGCCUAAAAGACUUUUCAUGCUGAAGGUACUAAAUUGAAAAUGUAACUUCAACAUAAGUUAUCUGUGCAUAAAGGGGAGGGGGGGCAUAACAUGUUAAUGUACAUUUGAACCUUAAAAAAACAGUUUGUGGUGCCUAUGUUUUUUGCUCAAUCUUCUUUACGAACUGCUUCAUUUAAACUGAAGAACCUUUUGAAAGUGUCCCAUGUGUAUCUAUUUCUGGCUUAUGUAUAGGGUUCCACUGUGCUAGACCAAAACCUGUCCUGUCCAAUUCAGAUGCUUCCCUGAAUUGCAGGGGAGGAUUCUCUUAGUGUAAGCUACUUCUGCUUACUUUUUUUGGUAGCUUGUAUUUUUCAUCUGGUGUGAACAUAAUAAGCCGUACUGUCUUUUCCUUUAUGCCUUCACAGCUCUUUCUCCUGUUCAGAACAUUGCAACUUAAACACCCGUCCAGCAGCCAUAGAUACAUGUAGACUUGAAUUACGGAGCGCUGAUGGUUUGCAGAAUAUGUAGAAAACAGUAGUUGUUCUUCCCAGAUGCUACUGAUGCCCUUUGAAGGGUAGAAAAAGAGCUUAGAAUACAUGAUCAGUUGGAAAAUUGUUACAAUGUCCUUUUAGCCCGUGUCAUAAAUGGGACUAAAGUAAUUUAAAGUCUUCAGAAGGGAUUUGCUUGGAUUAUUUGAGACUGUAAGACACAAAUGUUACAAUGGUUGUGCCUCAGAAACUGGGAUGGUUUGUUUUCUCUGAAAUUCCUCUAUUUCCUAUGAAGAUGUAAGUUGGGAAAUGUCACAAUGGUUUGUAUUUCCACUACCUUAAAAAAAACCAUCAAGGAUGAGAAACUGAAUUCUGUGAAAUACUUCUUUUCCUGUACUUGGAUUUAUGCUUCCAGAACUGAAGCAAACUCACCUGCAUACAACAGAGCUGGGAGAUGUGCUCCCAAAAACCCUUCAGAAAAUAUAUAUUUUACUUUUGCACAUUGGUCAGGAGCAGGUGGUUCCUGCAGCUUUUGGAAAGUUUUCUGAGUGUAAUCAAAAACUUGGACUGAUCUGUCAAAGAGAAACAUGUGACCUCUUGGAUUUUUGUAUGUUUAUUUUACCCUUCGUACUGUGCUUGUAGCAGAGGUAUUCACAUGGAAAAAACAAAGCCAGUUGUGAAUGUAUGCUGGAAUUUGGCCUUAACUGAUUCUUAUCUUCUUGUAAUGCCUGCAGAAAUGUAGGCCUCUGGUUUUGUCCUGGACAGGUUUUAGUUUCUAUUACAUUAAUUGAAAAAUGGAACACCUUUGUGUCAUGUUCUUGGGCUUUACUUCUCUGUUGUUGGAGGUCCUGGCUGUGUGUUUGCUAGGUGUCCCACCACUAACGGCUGUCCAAGCUGCAGUUCUUGAAGACUUGCUAUGCUUUGUGCACAGCUUCAUAUCUUCAGCUCAAGGAUGUGGGAGUACAGUCACAGUUACUCACCCAACACAGCUAGCUUGUCUUCUUGAAAAUGAGCAAUACCUUUUGAUUUUAUCUUACUGCUCUUUACAUUGCCAUACUGAAGUCAACACAGUGAUCUGAUAAGUAUCAGAGUCCUGCACUGGUGGCGUAUGUCCUUCAUUUUGGAUAUAUUAAAUAUUUUUGUGAAAAUGCAAAGGCUGCAAUCAGGCUGUUUGUAGUUGCUGAAUCCCACAGUAAAGCUACUGAAAACUGGUCCAAAAUAUCAUUAGUCAAUAUUGCUUAUUCUUAAAAAUGAAACAAUUGAUUUUAAAUGGGUAAUGGACUAUUUUGACCAUUGUUUUCAAAAUAAACUUCACUGAGAGCUAUUUCUUGGUAGUACUAAAAUGAUACUUAUCUCCCUUUUUCUGCAGUUUGACUCUGAUUUGAUUUUCAAGGCUCUGACUCUAUUGUAAGUAUUGGUCAGUAGUGACUUACUAUUUUGCUCAUUCUCUCCUCUGUGUUCUCCACUGCCAUUUGAGCUGCUAUAUGAAAAGUAACAUCAGGUUGUCCACAACCUUUCAGCACAAACUUUUAUCUGGAAGUGAUACUAAUACUACUUGUGCUUGCUGUUUGCAUUUCCUGCUUAAUUAAGUUAUGCUGCCAUUGCUGGCUCUUGAUCUGGAUGUCUGUGUAAAUACUAUUCUAAAACUGAAUUAGUAGUUUAAUUAGUCUAAUUAGUGGUAGACUUGUGUGUUUCUUUUGUAUUUAAGAAGAAAGUCUGAGAUAUGCCACUGUCUUUUAACCACUGCUUCAGCAAGUCCAGUAUUUUGUCUCUGGGAAAGAUAGUGCUCCACUAACCUGUAGAGUCUGACAGAUUGCUGCGGUUGGUCAGGCUAUUUCCAAAUUCUUCAUGGUCCAUCAUGGUGUCAGAAAAAAAAACCAAACACCUUCCUCCUGCAUUUAGUUUACUGUAAGUUCAACCUUGCUGAGACUACAGCAUUCUGCUAAGAACUGGUCGGGAAAGGUGAAUUUGUUAGCUAUGCUAUCCAAUUUGUUUUAAACAAUUUCAAAAUAUCAGUGUCUUAGUUUUCUUCAGAUAGCUGAGGAUAAUCAUAAGUCACAGUUAUCUUUGCAGAAUUUAGUUUUGUGCUGUUUAAGAAGAAUACAGUUGUGUGUACAUUAAGUUCCAUGCUUGAAUUCUUCAGUGCAGCUUCUCUGGAAAGAAAAAAAGAUAAAUUUUACACCUGUGUUUGGUCAACUGAUGGCUGUAAUCCCCCACUGGCUGUUAGUGUGUGUGAGUGGGCAAAACUGAGCAGAUGUACUUGAAACUUUUGGCUUCUGGGAGAGCAUUGACUGUUAGAAAAGUUAACUGUGUUCCAGGAAAACGUAGGACACACAUUCUAAGAAAAGCACAAAACAGCCUCAGAAAAAGAGAAAAAAAAUAGAGUUCUGUCUUACGUCAUGUCUUGUUGCCUUACAUGUUUGUUUGUAUGAGAGUAAAUAGAGUUUCUUCUAUUUUUUGGAGUUAGGCUUAUGUCCGUUUCCACUACCAUGGCUGUAAAUGCUUGUUUCUGCUUUGGGAAUGGAGGGAGUCCUCCUCUGGCUCUUAAAAGCAGCCUAAGAGAUCUUGCUAGUUUGAAGUACUAAUGCUCCAGAAUCUAGCUGUGUGAAGCUGUUUGUGUCUAGAAACUUCUCCCUUCCAAAGGAUGUGAAAUCUUAAGGAAAAAGAUGUGUGCAGCUAUUUAACUUUAAAAGCUGUAAAAAAACCUCCAGUUUUAAACAGUUCAGGGUCUGUAACUUAAUGCAUGUAACUAACAAUCCUUUCCAUAUUUUAUUUCAAGACUCACUUUCACAUCUUUUCUCAAUUGAAAGAAAGCAAAAGGUUAAAUUUCCUUGUUAGCCAUAUACCUUGAGAGUGUAGAGGCAACAGACCAAAGGAAGGUGACUGCCUUCCACUGUUUUAAGUCUUUAUUGUGGUAGCACACCCUCAUGUGCAGAGACAGAUGCAAACUGAUCUUUCUGUGUGGCUGCGUAAGAGAUGUAGGCAUUGGCAGGAUUGGGAUCUUAGGGUCUUCAGGGCUUUUUGGUUUGAUUUUGACUUUUUUUUAAUAACCUUUCAAAUGUGGGAUAAGUAAGAUCAAUAGACCCAUACUGAAUCAAUGUAAGGUGCUAAACUUGCAAAAUGUUACUGAAAUGACAACUCAGAGGUGAACCAAACUUACUUGCCUUUAUUAUCAGUUUGCACAGCUUCCUUUUGGCUACUUUUGACAUUUUUCUUUCUUUCUUUUUUUACCAUCAUCUCAAUGUACAAUUUACAGUUCCAAAUACAUUCACACCAAAAUAUUUCUAAUGUUGUGAGCUUUUUCAUUCCUGUUUGGUUGAAGGUGCUGCUAUGCUUGUGUUCAAAAUAGAUCUACUGUGAAUAGACCUCCGUAACAAUUCCACUUGAACACUAUGAGGAUAGGGUUGUUGAACAGCAAGCUGCUUCAAUGCAUGGUGCAAACGUGCAUCUUCUGUUCCUUUUGUUGUGGUGGGUCUUGAUUUGAUUUGUUGUUUCUUUCUGUGGUUCAUGUGAAUCAAAAUGGGUGCUAAAAGGAUUUACUGGUUAGAGCAUGACUGCAUUUUCUUGUUUAAAGUGCCAUUGCUGUGCAGUGAACAGCAUCAAGGAACCUACAUUGUUCAGUUCUGCGUUGCCAUGCAGUCAGGUUGAUGUUUGUCUUCAUGUGUGUGACUCUUCCUCUUUACUGAAAAUGUCAUCAGACAGCCUGAAACAGUGCAAAUCUGUGACUGAGCUGCAGAUCUCUAGUUAAAAGAAGUCCUUCACUUCUGAUUCUUUCUCAUGUGCUGGUUUUUCAGGAGUAUCUUCAAUGUAACUAGCAGUGGAAUAUGAUGGGUGGCUUGUGAUGAAGUAAGCCCUGCUGUAGCCAUUUCACAGUGAGGAAUGCUUUACAUGCAUGCUUCAGGCACUUGCAGAGCUAGAUUGACAGUACUCUAUUUUACAGAUAUUUGCAAGUGCAUUUAUGGUAAAAAUAAAGCUAGGUAUGAAAGCAGCCAUAUUUUUUUCAACUUACAGAAUUCAAAACCUGAUAUUGAUCUAGUUUAAACUUGUAACUAUUUAGAAUGAUGAGUAAUGCAUCUCAUGGUUGAGCCUUUCCCAAAGCAUGUGUGAGUUAAUAAAGCUGAGCAAUGUCCUGAAAAUAUUCUCAUCACUGGUGGGAUCUAGCAGGCAAAUCUGGUUUUCAAAGGUUGUUCAUGUUUGAUUCUUGCUAUGUAAGCCAAUAAACUUGCAAUAAGCAGAGAAAAGCAAGUAUUUGUUUCUGAUACCUGUUUUACGAGUGACAGUCCCAAAGAAGGAAUGUUGUCCUAACAAUUGUGAAACAUUUAAGUAUAUCAAUGCAUGCAGCAAAAAAACAAAAAACAAAAAAAACUGUGCCAAAAUACUGAUUCAUAUUUCCUUAUGUUGGAAACUGAACUGUUACACAGAGCUACUAGUAAGUUAUUCACACAAGUAUUGAAACCUUGUGUUCACAGGUGAAGCACUUAUUUAGUCCUGUAAAUUAUACAUAUUUUGGAAUAAAGUGAAUUUCAAUCAAUUUUUGCCCUUUGUUUUCUGCUGUGAUCUUCUGUAGAGGGCACAAGUAGGGCAUACAGUGCCUGUUAGUAAGUACCACCCCUUGCUCUGCAACAUCUUAUCUUUGGAAAGCCAGCUCUCUUUUGAAUUGGUAGUUUUUGUGACUUACAGCAAUCUUACAAUGUCAGUCCUUCAUCUCCAGAGGCAGGAAAAAUUUAAGUUUUCCUGUGUUUUUCUACUUCUCAAUGAAUCCCGGGCACUUAAAGCAUACAACACAAAUGUAAUCAGAAGAUGCUGCAUUUUUAUGAAUCUGAAACAACCAUCAGGGAGGUUCUUUCCUUUAAGUGAGCCUUUGCUUAGAGUUUUUGUGCCAAACUGGAUGUAUAUAGCUUGGGCUGGAUUCUUUUGACCAGCAGCAUUUGGGCUGGAGGAGUGGUGCUCCAUCUCCUUAAUGUGUGCAAAAUUCAAUCUGCCUUUAAUCAUCUUGUACACACGAGGAGCACCUCUGCAGCAGUUUCUGCUCCCUGGUAAGUCUUUUUUUCCACAAGAGGCUCUUGGGCCAGGAGGAUUACUUGGUGUUUUUCAGCACUCUUACCUAAACCUGUAAUUUUCAAGAGUCCUUAGCAGAAAUUAACUAUGUUCUGAUAAUUAGCUUUCAGAAUAUCCUACAAUAAAAUUACAGUCCUUUUUAUUUGCUUAUAUUAUUUUGCUAUAUAUUUUAAUGCAUAGAGUAAGUUUUAAUACCAUUAAAAUUUAAAAAGCUAGACUAGAUUGAGUAGGAGCGUGGAUGAUAGUUGUCCCUUUCCCCUCCUGGAUAAGCCCUGUGCUUAGUAAUAAUGAUCCAAACCUUUUCUGUUAUUUGGAAAAUACAGAAUGCUGAUUUCUGCUCUUGUAUAUCUUGUCAACUCGCAUAUUAGUUCAGAGAAGAUGAAUGAGCACACACUGUGAUGGAAAGCUCAGCUGUACUAUUACAGUGGCUGCAGUCACUACUGAAACACUCUGUGGUGUUCCAUGCUGCUGCUUUCAGUGCUAUUACACGCUGAGGUCACUAUUUGCACAAUGCAGCUUUCAGUUGUAGUGGUAGCAAAGGAUGGAAGGUAUUUCCUGGAGGCUGGAUGCAUUUCUCUUUAGAGCAUUUAAAGUUAUCUUUGAAAGAAUCAGAUGCAUAAGGCACUGACUGUCCUUGCUGAAGUUACAGGCUAUUCCUGUUGCAAGAAUGAGACGCUGGUGAGUUUAGUGGUGUUAUUUCAGGCUUAUUAUUCAGUCGGAGCAGAUCUGCCCUACAGACAGCAGUCAGACACUUCAAACAGACCAUUCUUGUGAAGCUUUCGAAGCUGUCAAGAUGGUCUGGAAGGCAGGACAGACUCUUAAGCUUGAAAGGAAGAUUAUGGCUGUUUAGAAUUCAGGGAAGCUCCACCCAUUUUUUAAAUGCUUUCUUGUUUGGUGUUGAUGAGAAUUUACUGUUAUUCCUUCCGUUGGUGGUGAAAGCACUGCUGAUCAGUUUGCAUGUAGAUUCUGAAUUUCCUUUGCCUCAAGAAAUUGUAUCUGCGCAAGCUGACUGCAUUCCAUCAAAACAAUUGAAGGGAGAGGCAAGUUUUCUUUCUGGCUCCAGGAUUUGAUAUGUCCUGUGGAAUUGGUCCUUGAGAGGUUUGGACAUAAAAAUAAAGUGUUGAUUUAACUUUCA